Perkinsus marinus ATCC 50983 is the source of this 1149-nucleotide messenger RNA. RefSeq lists its product as hypothetical. NCBI's taxonomy places the organism in Eukaryota, Perkinsozoa, Perkinsida, Perkinsidae. The transcript has 8 exons. The record is from RefSeq and is a predicted model, not a curated record. Bases 1 to 1149 code for a protein of 382 amino acids.
AUGAGGGAGAAGACGCGCCGUCUGGCCCGCAAGCUGAAGGACCGAGAGUCUCCCCGAAACCAGAAGCCCAGCCUGUCAGUGCAGGGCUCAGCUCCUGCCAGGAUCGAUGAAAAGACGUUGGGCACUUUAGUUGUUGGUCGUGGCCAGCUUCCGAAGGCCAUGCGAUCGCUACUGCUUCGUGAUAUAACCCGUGAGGAAACGCCGAAGGCUCCUACGGGAGUUGUCGACAUGCCUCCACUACUGGACAUUUUUUCGAGGACACCGGCUGCCUCGUUGAAGGACAGUUUGGUCCGCCCCUCCCUGGUGGCCGAGAUUGGUUCCUAUCAUGCCCCUCCGUGGGCCACUCUGCUCGAGAUGGAUACUCGUCCAAGGAAGAUCGGUUUGACGUGGGCCUGGCAUAAGGCUGAUGCCUGGCGAGCAAUGGAGAGGCAGUUGACUAUGAAUGAGAGGUUGCAGCGCAGACUCUGGAACAACUUGGUCCCCCCGCCCCUACCAGCACAGCUGGAGGAAGCCUCUCGGUCGGUGCGGCCAGUCGCCUCCGGCUCCCGUUUCGAGAAAACGCUGCGAAGAUGGCUGGUGGAUGGGCCUGUGUUUAACAACAUCCUCACCAGAUACAACUACUACGCGGGAAGUUGUUCGAGGAGCUCAGGAAUUGCCCUGGACAACCUCUGUCCCAUCGAGGGCGAGGUCCUCACGCGAUUGAAGGCCGAGAUGGACUGCAAGAUGCAUUUAUGGCCGGAUGUCGAUUACAACACUCGUAUGCACCAGAUAGAGGAGGAGGUCAUCAACACCUACAUCACAGCUCUGAGGAAGGGCAUUGUGGACUACAACCUGCGUUACAUCUUCCAGAGGAGGCGCCUUAACAUACCUUUCACACCAUCGCCGAUGGCACCUCCAUUUGGGGUCAAUGCCUUCUUGGUGGGCGACAUCAAGACCUUUGGAGGGCCUCCGACGGAUAGUUGGCGACAGCUUGUUGCGCAGUCUCGAGCCUCCUUGAACGACGGCAAGUUCGCCGCCCCAACGUUCCUUUGCACUCGGCUGACUCAGCAGUGGUCGGAAGGGCACUACGGCGAAAUGAGCCUGUUCGGUCUUGGAGAGCAGAGGGACCUGGUGGACAUUGAAAGAGCCCAGUUCAUACAACUGCAGUAG